AUGGAGAUGCUAAUGCUUCCAGCUUGCAGUCCUCCUUCCCUCCCUUUGUGCAGCCCUGAUGGUGCUUCUACGCUUGAAGAGGCGAAUGCGUUCGCAACACAAGUCAAAGGCGCCGAAAUUAUUCAGGUUCAUGCUUCAAGAAUGGUGCCAUCGAUCUAUCAUCUUCACUCUCGGGGUCGGGAGGAGGUCACGAUCAAGCACCUUCAGGGUCGUCACAAGAACGAUUGGCGUUGGGUCAUCAAGCAGGGUCGUCACAACUGGAGGCGUCACAGCCGGCUCAGACAAGCAACAGAACGACACAUGAUCCGGUCAGCGUCAGGACGGAUGAUCAAAUAAAAAUGCUCUCGUCAGGAGUUGUCUCACGAGAGGGCGAGGAGAGCAGUGGACAUCACAGUUGUCAACCCGCGGCGUCGCUUCAUCCUAGACAGGAGAUGUCUGAGACGAGUCCUGCUCCUCUUCUAAUCGAUACAUUUUUUUUGACAAUGAGAAGUUGCAAUCUAAAGGCUUUGGCAAUCGUACGUCGAACAACUUUUUCUCUUGAUGGACGUGAGACAAAGGGUCAACUACAGCGAUGAUUCGACGUUACACAAGGGCUAACUACAGCAAACAUUGCUGCUCUUUCCAGGACCUCCACAAAUCUUCAUCAAUGAUUGCUCUUACUUUUACCGAUCAAUAAUUAGAGAGUUCUUGUCUUCUUCCUGCAAAACAUAUGCUUACGUGGUCACAUCGUCACUAAAUUUCAAUGACAGGUGUAUACUAAUACUUGGCGAUAGCUACUCUUUUCUAUCUUCCUCUGGUCUUUUUUUUUCUAGUUAGAAGGUCUCUCUGCUCAUACAGAGAUCAUAGAAGAAGAGACGGUAGAAGAAGAGGAAGAGCUAAGUACGUGUUGGACAAAACGAAGCCUCGUAUGCUUAAUGCUUGGGAGUUGACAUCGCUAUGCGCGUCUCUAUGUCUUCAUCUUCAAGUAGGAAAGCCAAGGUUUCGCUUCUCGUUAUAUAAAGACAGGCAACAAUAACAAGGAAGGGGGAACGAAAGUAGGGCGAAAUCGGUUGGCGUUCCUCUACAGCGCAUCUUUCGGUUUCUCGAGCCAAACUAAUACAUAGGGGUGUUAUAGAUUGCAGACAUGAUAAGUGUAGCAUGUGUAGUCCCUCUACGGCUACGUAAAUCCGCCCGAGAAGGCAGGUAAAACUGUGGACGGCGGACUUUAUCCUAUCAUAUCCUAUGCGCGUCUCUAUGUCUUCAUCUUCACGUAGGAAAGCCACAGAUAUGCGAGCUAGAGACGCCGACUCUCAGCCCCUAAUAUGCUAGAGCAUGGCGGGAAGGCUAGUCACAUGGAGGAAGCUCCGAUCUUCUGUAAUAG
Molecule: messenger RNA, 1360 nt
Organism: Amoebophrya sp. A25
Lineage: Eukaryota; Dinophyceae; Syndiniales; Amoebophryaceae
Source: the annotation of a GenBank genome assembly